Apodemus sylvaticus (European woodmouse) is the source of this 1257-nucleotide messenger RNA. It is a transcript of the gene Hepacam, whose product is annotated as hepatic and glial cell adhesion molecule. The record is from RefSeq and is a predicted model, not a curated record. Bases 1 to 1257 code for a protein of 418 amino acids. NCBI's taxonomy places the organism in Eukaryota, Metazoa, Chordata, Mammalia, Rodentia, Muridae. The transcript is spliced from 7 exons.
AUGAAGAGAGAAAGGGGAGCCCUGUCAAGAGCCUCCAGGGCCCUGCGCCUCUCUCCUUUUGUCUACCUGCUUCUCAUCCAGCCAGUCCCCCUGGAGGGGGUGAACAUCACCAGCCCAGUACGUCUGAUCCACGGCACAGUGGGGAAGUCGGCCCUGCUUUCCGUGCAGUACAGUAGCACCAGCAGCGACAAGCCCGUGGUGAAGUGGCAGCUGAAGCGUGACAAGCCAGUGACCGUGGUGCAGUCUAUAGGCACAGAGGUCAUUGGCACUCUGCGGCCUGACUAUCGAGACCGUAUCCGGCUCUUUGAAAAUGGCUCCUUGCUUCUCAGCGACCUGCAGCUGGCAGAUGAGGGAACCUAUGAAGUGGAGAUCUCCAUCACUGACGAUACCUUCACCGGGGAGAAGACCAUCAACCUCACCGUGGAUGUGCCCAUUUCAAGGCCGCAGGUGUUAGUGGCUUCAACCACUGUGCUGGAGCUCAGUGAGGCCUUCACCCUCAACUGCUCCCAUGAGAACGGCACCAAGCCUAGCUACACCUGGCUGAAGGAUGGCAAACCCCUCCUCAAUGACUCCCGAAUGCUCCUGUCCCCUGACCAAAAGGUGCUGACCAUCACCAGAGUCCUCAUGGAAGAUGACGACCUGUACAGCUGUGUGGUGGAGAACCCUAUCAGCCAGGUCCGCAGCCUGCCUGUCAAGAUCACCGUGUACAGAAGAAGCUCCCUCUAUAUCAUCUUGUCUACAGGAGGCAUCUUCCUCCUUGUGACCCUGGUGACAGUCUGUGCCUGCUGGAAACCCUCCAAAAAGUCUAGGAAGAAGAGGAAGCUGGAGAAGCAAAACUCCUUGGAAUACAUGGAUCAGACUGAUGACCGCCUAAAAUCAGAAGCAGACACCCUACCCCGAAGUGGAGAACAGGAGCGGAAGAACCCAAUGGCUCUCUAUAUCCUGAAGGAUAAGGACUCUUCAGAGCCGGAUGAGAACCCUGCAGCAGAGCCACGGAACACCACAGAACCCGGCCCGCCUGGCUACUCCGUUUCGCCGCCUGUGCCCGGCCGCUCUCCGGGCCUCCCCAUCCGCUCAGCCCGCCGCUACCCGCGCUCCCCAGCACGCUCCCCUGCCACCGGCCGGACGCACACGUCGCCACCGCGGGCCCCGAGCUCGCCGGGCCGCUCGCGGAGCUCCUCGCGCUCACUGCGGACUGCUGGCGUGCACAGAAUCCGGGAGCAGGACGAAGCUGGGCAGGUGGAGAUCAGUGCCUGA